Molecule: messenger RNA, 964 nt
Organism: Eucalyptus grandis
Lineage: Eukaryota; Viridiplantae; Streptophyta; Magnoliopsida; Myrtales; Myrtaceae
Product: deoxyuridine 5'-triphosphate nucleotidohydrolase
Exons: 3
Coding region: 208-726 (172 amino acids)
Biological process (GO): dUTP catabolic process; dUMP biosynthetic process
Molecular function (GO): magnesium ion binding; dUTP diphosphatase activity
Source: RefSeq, a predicted model, not a curated record
UCAAGUCGGGGCAUCCACAACGUCUCGGUCGCGCCAUGCUCAGCGCGAAACUUUUGCGCGGGAGCUUUCGCGCCAUUCCUCGCAGAGGAGCGUCGCCCCUAUUUAAGCCGAGCGCUCGCCUCCACCUCUCCAGCAGCGUCCCCAAGCUCUUCCCCGCGCGGCUGCCUUCGUUUCCAUCGUCGUCGUCGUCUUCUUCAGCGAGUGAAAAUGGUGGAGAACGCGCCCGAGGUCGAAGAGCCGUGCCCCAAGAUCCCGAAGCUCGACCAGAACGGCGGCGGCGUGGGAGCCCCCAAAGAGCCGGUCUCCCUGUUCAGGGUGAAGAAGCUCUCCGAGAAGGCUGUUUUGCCUUCCAGAGCGUCCCCUCUCUCCGCCGGCUACGAUCUUUCGAGCGCGGCUGAAGCGAAAGUGCCGGCGAGAGGAAAAGCGCUCGUCCCUACCGAUCUGAGCGUCGCGAUCCCCGAAGGGACAUAUGCUCGAAUAGCGCCGAGAUCUGGCUUGGCGUGGAAGCAUUCGAUCGACGUUGGUGCCGGCGUGAUCGAUGCGGACUACAGAGGCCCGGUCGGGGUGAUCCUGUUCAACCACUCUGAUGUCGAUUUCGAAGUGAAGGCCGGCGACCGGAUCGCGCAGCUGAUCAUCGAGAAGAUCAUGACUCCCGAUGUCGUCGAGGUCGAGGACUUGGACUCGACUCUGAGGGGCGAGGGCGGGUUUGGGUCGACGGGGGUGUGAGGCCGGGUGCUUGGUCUCGGCUGUUGAUCUUGUUCUACGUAUGUUUGUCGUCAAUGGGUUUUGGGUUGUGUCUAGCAUGCACGCAGGUCUGGUAGGAGCAUUAUCUCGGCUGAGAAAUUUCGUCGAAUAGUUGGUGUGUAAAUAUCUGCCAAUUGCAACGUGCCCAGGCACGCUUUUGAAGUUAUCUCCUCGUGCUUCAACAUAUGACUGAACAAACUGUGGAGUUCAUGCCGUGCAA